CCAAACAAACCUGUAAUAAUUGUAUUCUUUUCCCAUGACUUAACAUCCAGCUAAACAGCAAGGCUGUUCAGCAAAGACUGCUCAAGGGCUGUUUCAAGAGAAAGCAGUUAGUGGCAGUUUUUCCAUGACAGUUUUCAAAUCCACUUCUCACCUUGUCCCACCUGUAAUGGCAAGGAAGAUGUCUAGCUGAUGAAUGUCGCUGUGUCAGCAGUAAUCAUAAUCAGUCCUAAGUUCUAACCUCACGACUCAACUUUUGUGGAAAGACCCCAGUGAGGUUUUAGGAUCAUCCUAAGAAGUUCUGUGGAAAGCCCUUGGAAGUCUUGCGGGAUUAAUUCGACAAAGUGGCUCCUUUAUUUUAUUGAAUCUUCCCAUUCAUGAGAACACGUAUAUCCCAGUGAAUGAGAACAUAAACCCAUGGAGCAGAAGAAAAAACUCCAGACAUGGACCCACUAAUAUCCUGACCGUGGAUUUAUCAGACUAGCACAAAGGCAAGUAUGUGGAGGAAGGCUUGUCUUGGCAGCACACGAUUAUAAGAAGUGAUAGGAGAGUUGACCUGAUCUCUCAGCGCCCAAGCACUGUCUCCAACCUCCAAGGAGAUCCCUGCUGAGCCCAGGAAGUAUGUACUUAGCUUUCACAAAAAUCUCCUUUAUGUACCACAAAUAUUUGCAUCUAACCAUUCAUCACAUUGGGUUUGCUUUGGAAACUGCUUCCUGGUGGUGCAAUGUUUUGUGGCUUGGAUUUCUUCCAGGUUGGCCCUCAAGCCUUGAGAUGAAGAGAGAAUACAAGGAAAUCCUGCUACUCAAAGGCAUGGAUAACCUCACUGACGAGGAACUGGAUAGGUUUAAGUUCUUCCUUCCAGAUGAGUUUAACAUCCCUAAUGGCAGACUUGAGGCUGCAAACAGGUCGCAGUUAGUGAAACUGAUGAUCCAGAGUGAUGGCGAGGUGUCUGCCCUGAUGAAGACCAUCAGUAUUGUCAAGAAGUUGCAAUACAUGGACUUGGCAAAAUGUCUCCAGGAGGAGAAAGAGAAAGUUGAUAAGAAAUACAUGGAGAAUGAAAAGAAAAAUGAAACAAAGCUAAUAAGAAAGAAGAAUGUUGCUAAGACAAGUUCUGCUGAGCACGUAGCCAGUGGAAAUGACACCACUGCACCACCAGCUGCUCCAGGGGUCUCUCCUCCAGUUAAGAAGCAGGUGGCAGCCAAGCAGGAAGCCAUGAGGCAAGAAGGCUUGCAGGAAGACCCUAUGACAGUCAUGGUUCUGAAAGCAAUGAAGCCCUUCAAAUUUGAGUCCCGGAAGGGGCAGCAAGAGAUGUUUCAUGCUACAGUGGCUACGGACAGAGAUUUCUACUUUGUGAAAGUUUUUGAUACUCGGCUUACAGAUAAAUUCCACCCAAAGAAAAUAAUUACAAUAUCAAAAUAUUAUUGGCACAGUACUUUCCUGGAGGUGAAUACAUCUUCACUUGUGUUGGAUGCUGAAUCUGACCAAAAGGUCAGUGUCCCAAAUAAUAUAAUUAGGAAAGCUGGUAAAACUCCCAAGAUAAGAGAUCUUCAAACUCGGCCCCUUGGAACAAUUGUGAAUGGAGUAUUUAUGGUCCAGGAGAAAACAGAAAAAAGAAACGGUACAUUAUAUGGCCUAAAUGACAACACAGGGAGUAUGAACGUAUUGGUGCUUGGAAAUCAGAACAGAAUAAAAUGUGAGAAAGGAGAUAAGCUCAGACUUACAUUCUUUGAGCUAUCAAAAUACAGAAGAAAUCUACAGUUGGUAUCUGGAUCUCAUAGCCACAUUACGGUUAUAAAGGCUAAAAAAAACAAAGGAAGUGAGAUGAAAAAGAAGGAUUGAAGCCCACUCCUCCAGGCAGCAUUUUGUUGAUAAAUCCCUGCCAUAUUCUGUUCAAGCAGAAGGUAUUACCUGAGAGCAGCAGAUACAGGCUUCUCUCCCCCACAAAGCCACAGGCAAUCUAUAAAUAAAAUCACCACGUCUGUGUCCGAGUGGAACUAUAAACACCAAAAUUUUAAAUAUGUUACACAAGGUUGUCCCUAUGACUUUCUCCAAAUAUUUAAUAAUUAUGAACUCAAGUUUUUUUUGGCUAUUCAAAAACAUGUUGUAUUCUAUACAUAAAUAAGCAAUGGGAAAACUGAGUCCAGGUGUCACAGUUUGCCCAUUCCUGACCUCAAGUAAAGAUAUUUGCAAUGAAUUGUCUGAUUAUAGACUAUUUAAAAAUAAAAUAUAUAGCAAC
This is a messenger RNA of Perognathus longimembris pacificus (Pacific pocket mouse), 2233 nucleotides long. It is a transcript of the gene Aim2, whose product is annotated as absent in melanoma 2. Gene Ontology annotation, cellular component: AIM2 inflammasome complex. Gene Ontology annotation, molecular function: double-stranded DNA binding. Gene Ontology annotation, biological process: cellular response to interferon-beta; activation of innate immune response. The transcript is spliced from 8 exons. The record is from RefSeq and is a predicted model, not a curated record. NCBI's taxonomy places the organism in Eukaryota, Metazoa, Chordata, Mammalia, Rodentia, Heteromyidae. Bases 619 to 1836 code for a protein of 405 amino acids.